AGAGGAAGACUCCAAGUUCCACAAUCCGGCGACAGGCGGGAGAAGCUCAUGAGAUGAUGAGAUGGUUUUAGUGCCCUGAGUCCGUUACUUGCUCUGUCUGCGGCUACAGACGCCCUCGUCAAAUCCUCAAAAUGAAAAGAGCGACGGAAAAUCAAGGAAACACCCGUUCACUUUCAGAUUACUUUUCUCCGAGGAGUAAAGCGAAGGACCAUGCACUCCAGCAGCGCCCCCUACCACACUUUGCGUCUUUUCUCCAGGAGACUCCAAUGAAGCCCUCUCAGGUCCCUAAUCAACUUCCUUACCCACCACCGAGGAGAAUGUUGCCACUUCAGAGUCCCGAGCUGUGCCACAGGGACAGACUGGGUCCACCACGGCAGCCUCCUCAUCAUCUGGGACCAAUCCAUUCAGCAGGUUUUGUUCCAAGCAGUCCAACUAACACUGGUCCCUCAGUGAAUAGACUCCAUCCUACGCCAAGAGACAAACUUGGUUCUCUGCAUCACUCUGCGCAACCUCCAGGGUCUUACUGCUCACGGCUUGCUUCAGUCAACCCAACUAACAGUGGACCUACAGCUAAUAAGUUACAAUCCUCGCAUUCCCUUUCCUCCCACAUCCGGAGAGAUCAAGUGCCUGAGUCCAAGGUCACUUUGUCUUACUCAGGAAGUAAACAUGUAACUGCACAAAGACAAGAAUCAUACAAGGUGCAGUCCAGCGAUGUGAGGAGCGCCACACCUACUGUCCAGCUCCACAGACCCCCUGUGACCUCACCAUAUAACCCCAGAGCAGCUCAAGAAGUUUGCCCACUGCCCCACUCAGACUCGGUACACUGGAGUCCUGGUAACAACCAGUGGCCCUUGAGAGGCUACCAGCCAUCUCCGAAUAACCAGUCUGACAGGAGUGUUAGUUCCAGUUUAACCACCAUGCACAGUGCUGUAGCUCCUUGCCAGGACCAACAACAUAAACAAACGCCUUCAAGUGAAAAGUUAAUUCCAGCAGUGGACUUGAACUCCCAGAAGAGGCACAUGGAGUUUGAAGACUGUAAAAACACUGCCAAGAAACUGUGUCUCCAGAGUGCAAACUCUGGUAAAGCACAGACACCAAACCUCACUGUUGGCAAUUCCCUCUGCACUUCACUGGUGUCUCAGCCAUCAUCUGGGAAUUCUUCAGGCUUGGAACUGUCACCCAAAACCACAAAUAGCCAGCUGUGCACAGAACCAGCAUUUGGCCAGUCAACUUACUUGGAACUAUCAUCCACAUUUAAACCCACCCUGUCAUCCUGUGCAUCACCCAAACCUUGUUUAAAGAGACAAUCAUCAGUGGGCGCAAGCGACAAGCAACCUUAUUUAAAUUCCUCUCAGAAUCAAACUAUGAAGGUAAUAGAGUUGAAGUUGUCUCCAAAGCCAGGUGAAGAAAGUUUGAAGAAAAGAAGCGAGGAAAAGGAUAAAUCAAGCUCUUUGUUAUCCACAGAGGUUCCCCAGAAGGACACUGGUAGCGCACCUGAUUUUCAGUUAGGCAGCUCCCUCUCUGGUCAUCCUCACCGUAGUCCCCCAGGCCUACAACUGAAGACCCCGAGCAAAGGUAAUCAGGAGGAGGAGAGCAGAAAGUCGGACAGUCGCACUCCCAAACCAGUCUCAAAAUCACAUUCAGGUUGUCGCACGGGAGAAAGGAACAAAACUGCCCGCUCACGAAGACCCGUCACAAUCCCUGAUGAUAUAGAUGCACUUUUCACCCCUGAUCCCAUGACCUUUGUGGUCAGCCAUGGCCAAAAGGUUCCAAAGCCCAGGAUAGAUGUGGCAACAAGCAAAGCACACACUUCAGAGAAAAGUUCAUCCAGCACUGUGUCCAGCUCCAGUACCACAGUUACUGGUUCCUUGUGUCGCAAAACACAAAACUCUGUAGUAACUGGUUCUCCUCAUGUAGCGGACACCAAAGUGGCACCUCCCUCUCAAGUCUCCAUGCCAACUGUAGCUUUAGAGCGGGUAAAACUUGAAAACUUGAGAACAUUUUUCCCUAAAGACAGUGAACUCAAAAACAGUCCGAACACUUCUUCGGGCAGGCAGCUUAAAGAUGAGAGUGUUAAAUCUCAUGACAAACACACAUCCCUUCUCCCCAACAAUGUGAGACCUUGCACUAUAGAGACAACCAACGCCGCUGCCUCGGAACGAACUUCUACGCUUCAUUGUUCUCAGUCUCCUCUGCUAGAGAGGCAGGCAAGUGAAGGGAGCAGAAAGCAGGUGAAUGAAGUGGAUCCUAUAGAUGUGGAGCUGGACCUGGGCCUGAGCUUUGCAUUAGAUUUGGAUCUAACACAGAGCUCCCAAAGCAGUGAGGAAGAGCAGUUGCUUUCCCUGCAGGAGAUGAUGGAGCGUGUUACCAAGCCUCCAGAUACACCAGAGAAGGGAGCCUUCUCAGAGCCUAGUACGCCAGGACAUCACAGCAGCCAGUCAAAAACUCUGCCAUUGCCAUCCAAUACAAAGACAGGCAUCUACAAGAACAAUCUCGAUCAGAUGCUGAAGGAAAUAAACAACAAUAAAAAAGCUAAAGAGAUUGAGAUACAACUUCUAACUGCGUGUAAAGAGGACCUGUUGCGAAUAGCUGAAUAUGAGGAGGCUGAGGAGAACCGGGAGGAGGGCAUCUCCUCUGAACACCAGGAAUUCCUGCAGCGCUACUCGUUGAUGUCCAGUGCCAUCAGGGAAGUGCCUCCAGGAGAAGUGGUGUUCAACCUGGAGAAAUUUGGCCGAAUCUUCAACCAGAAUACGCUGCAGCUCAGACAAUGCAUGGUCAAUCCACAGGGGACGGCACAGAAAACGCUGCUUUGGUCCAGCCCUGCUCAGCUAAGAUUGCAUGUAAAUAUUGGAUUGUUCCAGGAAGCUUACGACUGUCGCUCGCCCUGUCCAACUCAGGUUACCCGUUUCCUAUUCAAGAUGAUGUCCGUCCAUAAUGAGAGGAUGGUAUCUGAAAAGCUACUACAGUCUCUCUGUGACAUCGCCUGCACUGCUGCUUAUCAGAUAGUGAAAAAUGGAAACCAGCAGUUUAAAGUGUGGGUGCCCAGUUUGGCCGAUGUGUCUCUGGUCCUGAUGAAUAUGGGAGUUGCGUUUGUUACUCUCUUCCCUUUUGAGAAUCUGCAGCCUCCAUUCACAGAGGGAGAUUUGCUGGAGGACAUCUACAUCAAAAGUGAGAGUCCCUCCAGUAACGGGGAACAGAGCACUUUCCCUGAACACAACUGCAACAGCAUCUUGAAGUACCUGUCUUACUGCAUGGACCUCUGUCCUCGGGCGUACAGCGACAGUGAGCUGCUUUUGCUGCUAACUGUGGUGGGAAGGGUGGGCCUGGACACACGGCUCAUGCUCCAGUCCAGCGUGGAGCUGUACCCAUUACAGUACAAAAUUGUCAACAACAUCAGGGAUUGGAGCAACAUGCUGCCCAGAAUCUGUCUGGCCCUCACUGAUCUGACAGAUGAUCAUCACAACAUGUGCCUGCUAGUUCAACUGCUGCCUGACAACACACGUGGAAAGCAACUGCGUCGCCAUCUGAGCCUGUCCAUGAUCUCGAAGCUGUUGGAUGGAAAUUGUACUUACAGACCUACAGAAAAAGAGAUUCGGCUUUCUGAACUGAGGCCGUAUCUGCCCCGCAUGCAACCUUCCACCCUUCUCCGAGGCAUGCUGAGCUCCUCCAGCAGAGGUCAGAAAGAUAGAGAUGACAUGACCAUCUUAGACCAGCAGUCCUACUACCUCUGUUAUAGCCUUCUGACACUGGCAAAUGAAGCUUCAAAUUUUCAGUUCUUCCCAGCUCAUCAAAAGGAGCAACUGCUGUAUAUGUGCUCUGAGCUGGAAACGCACGUCAAAUGUGACAUCAGAGAGAGCGAGAAAUGUCUUUACCGGAGCAAGGUAAAGGACCUGGUGGCCAGGAUCUACACCAAGUGGCAGAUGCUCCUUCAGAGAACCAGGCCUCUCCAUGGUAAAUUGUAUGAUUAUUGGAAGCCUUUGCCUGUGGAUACAUUGACAUCCAGCCAAGAAGAGCAGGAGAUUGAGGUUGACAACCGUGUUGAUGAAGAGGGGCCUGUGAUGGUGGAGGAUGAAGAAGAAACCAGUGGAACAGAAGCUAAUGAGGCUCUUAUAAUCUCUGAAGAGAACAAAGAUGGCGACAAUAUGAUGGAUGACAAAAUCGACACAGUGGACAACACAAAGUCGGAAGAAAUGGAGGGAGACGAUAUGAUGGAUGACACAAAUGAAACUGAGGACACGACAGAAUUGGCACUUGGGGAGUUGAGCCAUGAGACGCCAGAGAUGGAGCCUCAAGUACACGAGGAGUCUGAAGCGAUGGAAGAGCAAAUAACAGCCGGAAACAUCGAACAUAAUAAAGCAGAGACUGAGAAUCCCAAUGAGACAAGAGAAGUUUGUCAACGUGAGCAGGUAGCAGCAUGUGAUUCAGUGUCAUAGAGAUUUUUCAGGACUUCAGUAGCCGUUGCCUUAAUGCUGAGCUCAAUUUGCACUAUUUUGCAUAUCUGUAACCUCCAAGGUUCAUUGUCAGUCCAAACAUUAAUUGUGUAUUUAUCAAUUAAACCAUUCUAGAAGAGAUUGCAAAGUUUCGUGAGGGCUUUUUCUACUUUUUGGUUAGUAAUGCACAAGAAACAAAACAUUGUUUAAUGUAUCUUGUUAAAGACUGUAAAUUACUUAAGUUGUGUGCAAUGUGUAAAAAUGUGGAUAUGUUUGUCCAUGGUACAUAUACAUACUGCAGCUGAGUGCCUCAGUGUGUUUCUCAUAUUCACGUGUUUAAAAUUGAAUAAUUUCUUAAAUAGUGCAUAAUUUAUUGGCGUUAAUGUUUACUUUAGCCUGUCUAAGUAACUGAAAGCUGACCAUACGUGUCAUGUGAUUCAGAAUAACUGAGUGUUGUUUAGCUUGAUCUCAGAUGUGUCGGCCUUCAUUGUUGGCAGGAUCUGUGGCAUGAAAUAUGGUCAGGAGCAAUUUGCUGAUGUACAUUAUGUGAUUUGUUGAUUCAUUGUUAGAAUUUCACUGUUGUGUUGAAUGUGUGCUUGUUAAGUUUUCCUUUUUUUAAAUAUUUUUUUAAUGAAUAUUUUAUAGCUGUUGCCAAAUACAAAAAAUAAACUUUAUUUACAUGGUAA
Larimichthys crocea (large yellow croaker) is the source of this 5116-nucleotide messenger RNA. RefSeq names its product SMC5-SMC6 complex localization factor 2 (gene slf2). The record is from RefSeq and is a predicted model, not a curated record. Lineage: Eukaryota; Metazoa; Chordata; Actinopteri; Sciaenidae. The transcript has 21 exons. The coding region runs from base 132 to 4433 and encodes 1433 amino acids.